Necator americanus (New World hookworm) is the source of this 1869-nucleotide messenger RNA. RefSeq lists its product as uncharacterized. The record is from RefSeq and is a predicted model, not a curated record. Gene Ontology annotation, biological process: citrate transport; transmembrane transport. Gene Ontology annotation, cellular component: membrane. The coding region runs from base 1 to 1869 and encodes 622 amino acids. Gene Ontology annotation, molecular function: citrate transmembrane transporter activity; succinate transmembrane transporter activity. The transcript has 17 exons. NCBI's taxonomy places the organism in Eukaryota, Metazoa, Nematoda, Chromadorea, Rhabditida, Ancylostomatidae.
AUGAAAAAAUUCCGUCUGUCCAAAUUAUUCAAUGGACCUAAAGUUGACAAAGAUGGCGUAAAAUGCUGCAACAAGAGAAUGUCACUUCUUCUAUCGAUGUGGCCUGAAAACUCGGAAUCGCGCCAACGAAUGCUGGAAAGUUCAUCGAGCGCAAACUUCCUCACCACCUAUUCUUGCCAGAAGGUGACGAAACUCCAGACUGGGUUGAACGUAUUGCAGCGAUGCAAACCUGCGUUCGUCCUAAUCCUUACACCGCUAAUUUUCGCUCCUAUGCUGAUCAACAAAGAAAAGGAAUGGCGAUGCGCUUUCUGUAUCGCCGUCAUGGCAACAUACUGGAUGACGGAAGUGUUACCGUUAGCGGUGACAGCACUGCUUCCAGUGAUUCUUUUCCCGUUGACUGGUGUGAUGACGUGCACGGAAACUGCGCAACAGUUUAUUAAUGUAACCAAAGAACAAUACAAUUCUGAAAGGAUGAUGAAUGUAUAUCAAAUCUCUAUAAAGGGACCACCAAACGAAUAUAAAGAAGUGAAUAAAAUUUCUCAAGACACGAAUUUUUUGUUUAUUGGUGGUCUGAUCAUGGCCGCUGCCGUUGAAAAAUGUGAUUUACACCAAAGGGUCGCCUUAUCCGUGUUAAAAAUGGUCGGAGGAGAGACAAAAUGGAUUAUGCUCGGCUUCAUGACGGUCACCGCUCUACUGAGUAUGUUCAUCUCAAACACGGCUACUACCGCUAUGAUGGUUCCCAUCGCGCAAUCAGUGGUCAAUCAGUUAGUAUGCGAUUCUCAGCUCGAAAGCGGAGGUCGCGGACGUGUUAAUUGUAAACGAAUGUCGACUGGUCUGGUAUUGUGUAUUUGCGUAGCUGCGAAUAUUGGCGGAAUUGGUACUGUAAACGGAACGCCUAGUAACAUCGUGAUGGUUGGACAGUUGAGGGAACUUUUCGGUGAUGUCGACACAUCGAUGAACUACAUGACUUGGCUCAUUUUCGCUAUGCCGCUGAUGGUUCUCUGCUUGUUCGCAGCAUGGCUAACGUUGGCAUUGUUUUUCCUAAGAGGUGCACCGGCUAAAGACGAUCACAUCACUGAGCUAAUGCAUAAAAGAUACGAAGAAUUACCUAGGAUAAGCUACGCUGAGAAGUCGGUGGUGUUUUGCUUCUUUGUACUGUUAUGCUUGUGGAUUUUCAGAGACCCAGGAUUUUUUAAAGGUUUCAAAAACUUCUUCCCCAAAGACUCUUACACAGAUGCUACAUCGGCAAUGAUUGUUGGUGUGCUAUUAUUUGCCCUCCCCAACGAGAAACCGGAUCUCUUCACUUACAAAUCUAAAGAAGAAAUGAAGAAGAAAGAUCGGCUCAUGGAUUGGCCAACAAUGCAGAAAAAUUUCCCCUGGAGUGUCGUUUUACUUCUUGGCGGUGGUUUCGCCUUAGCUGCUGGUGUAAAAGAAGCAGGACUAUCGAUCAUCAUGGGUAGAUCGUUGUCGACAUUGGAACAUUUGCCUCUAUGGGCGUUACAGAUUCUUUCGAUGGCAAUUACAAUGGGGAUUACAAAUAUUUGCAGCAAUACCGUAACAGCUACAAUAUUCGUACCAAUCGUAGCCACAUUGGCUUCGCAAAUGGAACGACAUCCAUUUUCGCUUAUGCUGCCGACCACCUUAGCGUGUUCGUUCGCUUUCGUACUUCCAGUUGGAACACCACCGAAUGCUAUAGUGUUCGGUUCAGGAAUGGUGAAAGUGACAGACAUGAUAAUCGUUGGUAUCCUGAUUUCCCUGGAAUGUCUUGGACUUACUGUCGCUUACAUGAACACUGCCGCCCACAUAUUUAUUCCGCUAGCCGAGUUUCCCGCUUGGGCGCAAGUGAAAAACGCUACAACGAUGCUGUAG